This is a messenger RNA of Papilio xuthus (Asian swallowtail), 1996 nucleotides long. Its product is annotated as leucine-rich repeat-containing protein 4B. The record is from RefSeq and is a predicted model, not a curated record. Lineage: Eukaryota; Metazoa; Arthropoda; Insecta; Lepidoptera; Papilionidae. Gene Ontology annotation, molecular function: protein binding. The transcript has 10 exons. The coding region runs from base 87 to 1541 and encodes 484 amino acids.
CGGCCUGAACAUGAUCUAGUAUCCAAGACCACUGGAUACCUAUCAUUACCUCGCCAGAGAGAAGGUCAUACGUUUACAGUUCAUUAAUGUUGUCGACAAUGUUGGUGCGCUGGCUCAUGAUAUUGUGCGUGGCGCUGUGCGUGCGACAUGUGGUGUCUCAGGGCACGCAGCAGUGCCCUGCCUCCAACACCAUCACGCCCUGCAGCUGCACGGUCAAGAAGAACGGCCUUGACAUACUCUGCGAGUUCACGGAACAACAGCACAUACAAAAGGCAAUGAACACGCUACGAUCAAAGCCGAUGAUAAUAUUCUACCUAAAACUCCGGCACAACAACUUAGCGAAGCUUCCCUCGUACAUUUUCCUGGGGCUUGACAUACGUCACCUUACAGUACAUAACAGUAGCUUGGCUGUUAUCGAAGAUUCCUCACUCAGCUCGAUUGGCAACAAGUUGACGCAACUCGAUGUAUCCCAAAACAGUCUAGCGACUAUACCGACAUCUUCGUUUACGCAUCUCAAUCAUUUACUGAUACUCAAUAUGAAUCACAAUAAGGUAACUGCGGUGCAUAACAGAGCUUUUAUUGGACUUGAUACAUUAGAGAUAUUAACUCUAUAUGAAAACAGAAUAUCAGUUGUAGACGCUGAAGCUUUUAAAGGCCUGGAAAAGAAGCUCAAAAGAUUAAAUAUUGGCGGUAACGAAUUGACAGCUGUACCGCAAAAGGCAUUAGCUUUAUUGGAAAAUUUGAAAAAGUUGGAAAUGCAGGAAAACCGGAUAACUUCGAUAUCAGAGGGUGAUUUUGCAGGUUUACGAAACUUAGAUUCUUUAGGAUUGGCACAUAACCAGCUCAGAGAAGUACCAGCACAGGUUUUCUCUCAUUUAACAUUUCUUAACUCUUUGGAAUUGGAAGGAAAUCAAAUACAGAGGAUCGAUGAAAAAGCAUUCGCCGGUCUUGAAGAAAAUCUACAAUACCUUCGUCUCGGCGAUAAUCGUCUUCAUGACAUUCCUUCGGAAGCUCUACGUCCAUUACAUCGACUACGGCAUUUGGAUUUGCGAUCAAACAACAUAACUUACAUUAGCGAGGACGCAUUCACUGGAUACGGCGACUCUAUAACAUUCCUAAAUUUACAAAAGAACAUGAUUCAUCAAUUGCCGACAAUGGGCUUCGAUAAUCUCAACUCUCUGGAGACGCUCAAUCUACAGAACAACAAACUACAACAUAUUCCCGAAGAGAUAAUGGAACCGAUAUUGGAUACUUUACGAGUUGUCGAUAUUAUGGAUAAUCCAUUGAUUUGCGACUGCGAGUUGGCCUGGUAUGAAGCGUGGCUCUCAGGUCUCAGAGACAGAGACGACGAGAUGAUGCAGAAGAAGCGUACUGUCUGCACCAUGGUCAACGAGCAUCGAGAAUACAGCGUUGCCAAAAUGCCCCUCGAGAAGAUGAGCUGUAAAAGGAAACCACCGUACGGCCGACCUUCAGGUGCAACCAAAAUUAAACCAAUAAUAGCGAUAAAUGCGUUACUCAUCAUCGCCGCUAGAUGGAUCUAGAAUUAAAACUGUCAAAUACUAAAGUGAUUUAAAUUAACCCUUUUAAUUUAAACGCGAAACGUACAUUAUGCUAGCUGUGGCCGGAUAGCUAAAUGAUACGUAUUCGCUUUUAUGUAUUCAGUUGAAAAAACUUUAUAACGUGAUGAAUUUGUGCAAUAAACUACGAUACAUAUCAAUUUUGGGCUGAGUAGAACAAAAUUAGUAAUAUUUGGGAGGGAAUAAAUUGUGAUAAGAGAAAGAUAUAAUGGAUGGUUUUUUUAAAGAGUCGUGUAAGUUAGUGUUAUACACUAAAUAAAAAAUCGUUUACAACAGAUAUGCCUUAUUGUAGUUAUGCACGUAAGAGCAAAUGUAAUAAAACGACUACAUUUUAUAAUAAAAAAGGCAAUAAAAACUCUUUGCUUAUCAAUUGGAAAUGAAAGUAUUAACGCUGCUAAAAUCUAAAAUGUUAACAACUU